Messenger RNA from Acromyrmex echinatior (Panamanian leafcutter ant), 2979 nucleotides. RefSeq lists its product as uncharacterized. Lineage: Eukaryota; Metazoa; Arthropoda; Insecta; Hymenoptera; Formicidae. Gene Ontology annotation, molecular function: metal ion binding. The record is from RefSeq and is a predicted model, not a curated record.
UGUUGGUCCCCUCCCCUCCUCGUGGUCGGCAUCUGGCUCUGGCAUCUGACCUCGCGCGAUGAUUAGAUUAAUUAGAUCGUACGGUUAGAAUUGUCUAGUUUGUAGGAAUCGACUGAUUUAUAUUUGUUAUUAUGGCUUCCUUGGUUGCGGAUUACGGGACUUCCUCCGGUUCGGAUGGCGAAAUGGAUGACGACAUUUCGGAUAAUGCCUUUAAGGGUGUGGAGAAGGUGGAAUCAGAUGGGGAGGACGAAGAAGAAGAGAAUAACAAAGAGGAGAACAACAGGGAUAAUGGUGGACACGUAAGAAUAACUGAAACAACAGCUUCCAAAGAAAAACUUCCAUUACCCACGCCAGAUUUCAACAGUGCAUCCACGUUACUGAGGACUUCAGUAUUCCUAAAUCCAUUUGUUGAGGCGGAGCGAGCAAAGAGCGCAAUCCUGGAGAAGCAUGUAAAGAUGACGCCCACGUUAGACGACACGAAAAUGAUAAAUGGUCGCAAGAUUUGCUGGAACUAUCGGAAGGGUCGUUGCCGUUUCGGUCACAAUUGUACUUUCGCUCACGAUUCGGAUCUGCAUCGUAGCGCGGCCGAAUUGGAAGCCCUACGAACGCCACAGGAAACGCUGGUCUGUCAAACUCGGUAUAACGGACAGCAGCAGCAGCACCAGCAGCAGCAGCAACAGCAGCAGCAGCAACAACAGCAGCAACAGCAGCAGGUAUUGCCGCUCGCGAACGACGAUGAGAAUGAGGUAGAUCAGGAGAACAAUCAGACAGCGAACAGAAAGCGUAAGAAAAGACCCGGCCUGUGCCAAUUGUUGCUUCCGAGUAAAAAGGUCUAUAAGCAGUUUAAAGCGCAACAACAACAGCAACAACAAACCAAAACUAGAUGAAUAUUAUUUCUUUAUUUGGUAUAGUAAUAGGUUGAUAAAAUUGUCUUCUAGCCGAGUCGUUAUAUAUUUUUUGCGAAUCGGAAAAUAUGCGCAAUAUGCAUCUCUUCGAAAUAUUAAACAGACCUUGCGGACGCUUUUAAUAAACAAAAAUUAUGAAAGAAAUUUAGCAAGAAAUUGUGAGAAAGUCAAAAUUAUAGGAGAAAAGAUCAUAGCGAAUAAUUUUAAAUUCAUAUUACGCUUUUAAGAAUGGAAUUUUCAUCUUUUAUCAAAAAACAAAAUGGAACCCAUUAGCGUAUAAUGACGAGAUUAACCAAGAUCUUGCAUAUCUCGUCUAAGGUCUAGCUUAAUAUUUAAUUAAAAGAUUGCGCGAACAAAAAAAAUUAUUAGAUAUAUAAAGGAAAAAUAAAAAAUUCCGACUUAUGCUUCCAAUAUGAAGAAACAUACGAUGUAUAGAAUAGGAACUUUUAAUUAAGAGAAACUUUUGUCUCAUAUAAAUUCGCAAAAGACUAUCCAAUGUGUCCACAGGCGCAUUCUGCCUUCUUAAGAUUCGUCUUUUGUAACGCAAUGAACGCAUAAAUCAUGUCUUCUUGUUAUUUCGUUUUCUCGUGUUUAUCAUCUUUAGCUAAUUAUUUACUAAAUAUUUGAUAAUACUGUUUGUGAGAAUACCAAAUAACAUUUUAUGAUUGAAUCCAUACAUAGAGUAUGUAAUAUCAUGAAUCCGACCGAAAUCACAUUUUUACUUCCGGCCAAAAGCGAAAACGAAUAUUCGGUUGUCAUUCAAUUUCGGCCAAAAACGAAACCGAAACCGAAACUUAGAUAAGUCUUAUUAAAAGAAAAAGUGAGAGAGAAAGCUAACGGAGUCACAUUUUUUCUCAGCCGGAAUCGAAAUCGACUUUUUUUUUUAAUUAAUUUUAUAGAAACCGUGGUUUUCAGAAAUCGUGACAAAUUCAUGUAUUCUUUACAAAACAAGAUUUUAUUAAAAUAUCUAACUAAUAUAAUAAUAUUGCAUCCUCUUUUAAAGAAAUCAAAUCAGUUAUUAUUAGGAUCAUAUCAAAGCUUGUCUUAAGCUUAAUCAAUGAGUUUAUAAUUAAAAUCAAAUAGUUGUUUUUUGAACGCUUACCGGCGCAUUGCAACUUGUACAGUUUCGGUUUACCCACUGAAAUUUUCUCUUAAUUUCGGCCAAAACCGAAACCCUGAUUUUUGUCCGAAAUUGACUGAAACUGAAAUCGAAAUUUCAGUCGGACUCUAUGUCAUGAUAUUUGAUGAAUUAGGAAUACAUCCCGCUUUCCAGAUUCUUUAUACUCACAUGCGAAAAAUCUUAUAUAUCUAAUACAAUAGUACUUCCAUGCGUUUUUGUGAAUUUAGGAGUAAUCCAAGCGCAAUUGCUUGAUUAUGUCCCUCUUUUUUAUAAGAUAUAAAUUUUUAUUUUACAUUUCCUUAUAUUGCGAUCGAUGAGACAAAUCGAUACUCUUAAAUCAGAUAUAAUUACAAUACUUGUAUAGAUAUUGUGAAUGAUGGAAAAGUUGUUUAGUAAUACAUUAAUCUUUUUAAUGAAGAAGUAAUUGCGAUAAUAGAUCGGAACAAAAUAGAAGGAUCAUAACAAACUAAAUGUUUACUUUCCACUCUAAGGACAAAUUCACAACUUUGCUUUAAGAAGCCUUAAGCCGUAAGCUGUAAGUUAAAUGACGAUAUAUCGGCCACAGAGCUUAUACUUUUAGGCCGUAAGAAUAGGGUUUUGCUCUAUUCGUUUAAAUCUAAUGGUUAAAUCCUAAAGAUUGCGCAAAAACAGUCUAAAGACAGAAAUUGUCACUUAAUCUCUUUCGACUUAUGACUUAAAGCCUCUUAAAGCAAGAUUGUAGACCAAGAGUAAGUGGUUAAACAGUGUUUUUAACUUAAACUAAUACGUUAAUUGUCUGUUGAAAAAAAGGAUAAUAAUAAAUAAUUAUGAUAAUAGAUCAAAAUAAGAGAAACAGUGUAGAAAACUAAGAGUUUAUCUAAACUGUAACUCGAAAAAAGAGGCUCCUCCUUUGUGAGGAUUUCUAACAGGUUGCCAAUAAAUGAUUCAGCUGUGCUGAAACAAUGUCUUGCUUAA